AGUGCCCCGUUUGCGAAGGAGAAAGAAGCGAAACACUUCAUGCGGCUGAGACGCCAAGUUGGAGGCUACUGGGACCCGCACCACACACACAACCAAUGGGGAUUCACCGUGAAGGAACAGGCUAAUGAGUACUACACUGCGUUGAGGACGGAUGCCCAGUACUACAUGGACAUGGCCAAUCUGAUGUUCGACCGCACCACCGCCGAUGAGAACAGUAGGAUGUACAUGGAGAUGUUGCGCAAUGCUCGAGCUCACCUGGAUUCCUUCACUGGUGGACAGUGAUCUCCGGUCUCUGAUUGGACCGGCCCUCCUCUCAGCUCGCCUCUGAUUGGCCAAAGGCUUGUCUGUCUGGAUCAAUCCCAGCCAGAGCCAUCUAAGAGAGUUAUCACAACCGGGUACCUGGAAGUCAGUUGGUGAUGUGAUUCACGCAGAUUAAAAUAUUUCUAGACAGCAGAUUUCUGCUUGCUAGAGACUAACACAGAACCAUUACAUAAGAAAUCAAGAUCAAGUAGAAACGAGUUGCA
Molecule: messenger RNA, 524 nt
Organism: Engraulis encrasicolus (European anchovy)
Lineage: Eukaryota; Metazoa; Chordata; Actinopteri; Clupeiformes; Engraulidae
Exons: 3
Coding region: 40-282 (80 amino acids)
Source: RefSeq, a predicted model, not a curated record